AUGUGGUGGGGAUACAGUCCUGCAUUAGACAUACAAUUUGAAAUUAAUAAAUAUGGAACUAAUUGCCCAAAUGAAUAUCUUGAAGUAUUAAUUGUUGGUGCUAGUGAUGCAAGACAUAUUUUAAAAACAAUAGCAUCAUCUUAUUUAUAUAAUGAUCGCAUUAUUAUAUAUAAUGUAAUUGAAUCAACAUUGGAACAAGUUGCUAGAUCUAUUCUUUUAUUAAAUACUUGUUUAGAAACAAAUUUGGGAUUGCAAGAAGCAACUAGAUAUUACUUAGAGAUAUUUGGAAAUACACUAAUAAGAUCUGCAACAGCCAAGUAUUUGAUAAAGUCCUCUAAUCACUUAUCAAAUAUACCAACAAAUACAAUUGCAUGUCCUUGGUUAAGUUUGGAACACUUUAAGUAUAAAGAUAGAGACCAACUAGAAGCAAUUUUUAAGUUUUGGGAAUGUGCAACACGUGAGAAUGUUCCUAUUAUAGAGUAUUGGGAUCAAAGAGUUAGAAAAUCAUUGAAAACAAGAUAUGAUUAUCGAGAUGGUGUUUUUGAUUGGGAUUAUCAUAUGAUUUUAAAAUAUAGAGAUAUUUCAAAUUUAACAUUGCAAGAAUAUCGAUUUUGGAGAAAUAAUGGAAUUGCAUUUACUUGGUUAGAAGGAGAACCUAUUAGAAGUAACCCAACAUUAUUAAAUAAAGUAAUAGAACGAAGGCCUGGAUUUUUACCUUAUAUCUAUUUAGGAGACAUUACAAAUGGUCCUUUUUUUACUUGGGUUUUACAGACAAAAGAAGAUAGUUAUAUAUAUAGAGCAACUGAUAUAGCUGAACGAGAAAUUAUACAAUCUCUGUAUAAAAUCAGGACUCAAAAACCAAUAUGUGAAAAGUUCAUUGCAUCACAUAGAGAUCCUUCUAUAUUAAAUGGUACAUUGGUAAUUGAAAUGCCCAAUAAAGAAAUGGAGCAAGAAUCAUGGAAAACAAAAGGAAAUAAAUACAAAAACAGUCUAUCUUGGAUAAAUAUUCAAAAUCAUAAAAUAAUCUUUCAUCCUGUUACAUUCUUAGAAAUUGUUACACAUAAAGCAGAAUAUGUUAAUAAAUUUGACUUUAUCUGGAUAGCUCAGAAUAUGGUGAAACAAUUACCUACUCUUACACCGUUACUGAAAGAAACAGGAAUCAUAUUGGUAGAAUUACAAAAGUAUCUGGUUGAGUUACGAGACGAACAUUUACUGAAUUUUGUAAAGGAUUUAAAAAGUAUGGCUCAGCAUCAUGGGUUAUAUGAAAUUAAUGAUAUAAAUGCUAAAGAACAUCAUACUGCCAGAUUUCGCAAAUAA
Molecule: messenger RNA, 1317 nt
Organism: Eufriesea mexicana
Lineage: Eukaryota; Metazoa; Arthropoda; Insecta; Hymenoptera; Apidae
Gene: Dnaaf3
Product: Dynein axonemal assembly factor 3
Exons: 6
Coding region: 1-1317 (438 amino acids)
Biological process (GO): axonemal dynein complex assembly; motile cilium assembly
Source: RefSeq, a predicted model, not a curated record